UUCAAAAAUUAAUUGUCAUCUCGGUUUUCAACCUUGCAUAACAUACCCUCAUCAUUUUAGUUUUUGUAGAGAAUCUCUCCUACAUAAUCAAAAAUGAGUCCAUUCUUGUCCAUGCUGUCUGAUGGAUUUGCUUUUCUUAUUACAAUUAUGAUUUUUCUUGCAAUUCAAUCUGAGUGUAAUUUUCCAGCAUCACCUAAAAUAGAAGGAAAAAAAGCAAACCUGAUUUUCCCAUAUCCAUGUGAUAGUACAGUAGUUACAUUACAGCAAUCAAACAGACGGCCAUUUUAUAGUUCAACAGAUGGCUCAUCCCUGUCUUUGCCUGAAGAUCAGGUUCAGAGAUUUAAGGUAAAGAAUAUAAUUAACAAUGGAAGCUGCUCUCUGGAUCUCACAAUAAGGGAUCUCUUGAGAGGUGAUCAAGGGACAUACAUAUUGUUUGUAUACAAGGAUGGUAACAUAGUAGGUGAUGAUAUACAUAGGAUAUAUCUUCAGGUAGACUUUCCUCCUGGUAAUGCCUCAUGUGUUGUGAGUGAUGAUAGGGGUGGAGACUGGGUAGCAGUAGACUGUACAGCUAAUGCUGGAAGUCUACGAGGGAAGAUUGAAUGCUAUCAGAAUGGUCUGUGGAUGCCUUCCCUGACUGACCCAGUGGAAAUUGGCUCUUUAUUGAAACAGACCUUUCUCACCAGGAAAUCUCAGCCAGCAUUUUGCUGCUCUUCUAGUGUCUUUGAAGAUAAACCAAGAUGUGAAUGUAAUGAUACUAGUCUAAAUCAAAAUGAUAAUGACAGUAACCAUCCUUGUCCACUUUCAUCAGAAAGUUCAACAAUGUAUCAUCCCUCUAUUGUCAUUGAAAAUAACCCUAGUGAUAAUUAUACUACAACUUUAUCAACACCUACAAAUAACACGAGAGAAUACAAUUACAAGAAAGAAGUUAUUGCUCUGUCAUUUUUCUUGUCCCUAAUCAUUUUAUUGCUGAUAUUCAGUCUAAUUUGUCUCUAUAAAAUGAGAAUUCAUGAAAAGGAAAUGUUAUUCUGCUUAUCAAAUGGCCAUGCACUACAAAAAAAUGGUUCAUUCAAGAAAAAUGCAGACUUUGAGUUUCAAGAUCAGUUAUCAUUUGAGAGGAUCAGUGUCAAACCUUAAGAUUAUUGAGAGGGACGCUAUUUGUUUCCAUGUACUUCCGAAUAAUGAAGAGAAAAGUCCCUAUAAUAGGUGAUCACAUAAUUAAAAUCAAUGGCAAAU
Molecule: messenger RNA, 1233 nt
Organism: Lytechinus pictus (painted urchin)
Lineage: Eukaryota; Metazoa; Echinodermata; Echinoidea; Temnopleuroida; Toxopneustidae
Exons: 1
Coding region: 94-1134 (346 amino acids)
Source: RefSeq, a predicted model, not a curated record